ACUGCCUAUUUUCAAUCGACAGACUCAAAUCGCCUCAGAGUUUGGAAUUUUUUUUCAACUGUACUACUCUCUCUCUCUCUCUUUCUCGAUAAUGACUCAAGUUGAUUUGGAAUCACUAGUUUCCACCAAUUCCGGCGGAAGUAAUGACCGGAAAAUUGUAUGUGAAACUCUAGCGAAAGCCGCCGGCGUCAAACCGGAGAAAAAUGAUAUUCCAGACGACGAAAAGGAACUUCCGCCGGAUUUCCCGCCGGAGUCAUUCUGUCUAUCGAAAGAUGCUGAACUCGAUUGGUUUGAUAGAAACGCAGUUCUGGAGCGUAAGGAAUCAGCAAAAGGUAACAGUUCACACGGAACGAAUGUGACUUCAAAUUUGCAUCCAAAUUUGAAUUCAAACUCACAACGAAUUCCAUUGACUUUGAAAACUAAAACUACUUUCUUCGGUUUACCGAAGAGUAGUUCUGUUGAUUCGAAGAGGAAAACAUGUAAACCGGCGAAUAUGCGUUUUUUUCCGACGAAACGAUCUGAAUCGGCAUUGAAAGCGGUUUCCGCUCCUGAACCGGUAUCACCGAAGGUAUCAUGUAUGGGAAGAGUGAGAUCGAAGAAAGGUCGCCGGCGAUCAUGUGAAGCAUCCCAAAAAUCUGAAAUAUCACUCGAGAGAUCAAAAAGCAGCAGAACACCUAAACGGAAAAUCGGAUUCUAUUCACGUCUACUUUCAAUAUUCGGAUUCGGUCGGAGUAAUAUCAAACCGGUGAAGGCUAGUACAGAGAGAACGCAUGAUUCCAUACCGGAAGAGCCACUUCCGCCGAGAAAGAGCAACGCUGUGGUAACCGAAAAGGUUCAUAAAGUUCCGGCGAGUGUUGAACCGGUUUCGGUUUCCGAUUCAAGCGGUUUAGGAGGAAUGAUGAGGUUUACGUCGGGCCGGAGAUCGGAAUCCUGGGCCGCCGAUGAGAUCGAUGCAGUGCUUUCAGAGUUGGGUACAGAUCGGAAAGUGGGUCCCACUAUAAGAAAUUGAAUUCCAGUGAAGGAACGCGCGGAAGUCAUUUCUAUGAUGGUUAAAAUUUCGUUAGUCCAACGUGGCAGUAAAAUUUACUCAAUAUUUCUCUAGUUGAGCAAUUUCUUUUUUCAAUUUUUAUUGGUUCAACUAGUUAUGCGAGAAUUAUAAUGUAAAUUUAAAUGUAUUACUCUCGAAAAAAAAAUCUAUUAAUUCUCUUUUAUGAAUCAUAAACGUAACGAUAUCAUAGUAAGGUUUAUGGUUCAAAGUCAUAAUAGAAGAAAUAUUUGUCUACUCA
Solanum lycopersicum (tomato) is the source of this 1286-nucleotide messenger RNA. It is a transcript of the gene Ty-6, whose product is annotated as disease resistance protein Ty-6. Lineage: Eukaryota; Viridiplantae; Streptophyta; Magnoliopsida; Solanales; Solanaceae. The record is from RefSeq and is a predicted model, not a curated record.